Lineus longissimus is the source of this 2279-nucleotide messenger RNA. Its product is annotated as tektin-2-like. Gene Ontology annotation, cellular component: microtubule cytoskeleton; nucleus. The transcript has 6 exons. Gene Ontology annotation, biological process: cilium movement involved in cell motility; cilium assembly. The record is from RefSeq and is a predicted model, not a curated record. The coding region runs from base 4 to 1386 and encodes 460 amino acids. NCBI's taxonomy places the organism in Eukaryota, Metazoa, Nemertea, Pilidiophora, Heteronemertea, Lineidae.
CAAAUGCCGCAUGCUGGCUCGUGUUUGUGUAGCAACCCAGAAGACAUAGCUACACUGCCUGUUCUGACAUCAGAAGCACUACAUAUUUUUCUUGAAAUAGGAGCAAGAAAAAGGAGAAUGGCGACAGAAGUGAAACCGUCCACACGUUACCAGCCAGCUGACUGGUUUACGUCAAACUAUGCCAUUUCCACUAAUGCUGAACGCCAGCGCGACGCUUCUCAUCAGGUCAGACAGGAGGCCCGUCAUCUUAGGAAUGAAACCGACAACAAGACAAAAUGGGACCAGUAUGACAACACAACCAGAUUAGCUGAUCGCAUUGAUGACAUCAGGAAGUGGAAGGAAAUUCUUGAGAGGAGUCUUGCCGAUAUUGAUCAAGAGAUCUCGGACUUGUCUGAAGCUAAGGAGGAGGCAGAACGAUCUUUAGCGGCCACCAAUACACCUCUAGAAGUAACUGUUGAAUGUCUGACACUGAGGGAUGGACGACAGAAGAUCGACUUGGUACAAGAUGGUGUGGAGGCUGAAUUACAUCAGGAACAUUCUGUGAUCAAAGGUAUUAGGAAACAGCUUCAACAGAGGGUAGAUGAAAGCUUUGAACAACUCUGUCUCCUCCAGGAAGCCCGCCAACAAAUUGUAGCCGAUCUCCAAGAUAAGAACAUUGCCCUCGGUAUCGAUAUAGAUCAGUACAAUCUGACAGAAAAGUCUCCCGGAAUCAGUUAUAAACCAGAUCCAUGCAGAGUGCCAAAGGGGAGUUGUACACCACAGAACUGGGAAGACUUUAGCCGAUACAACAAGGAACGUGCCGAUGCCGAGAUGAGGUCAUCCACCCGCCUCCGUGAAGCUAUCCACCACACCCUACAUCAGACGGACAAUGACCUUGCCGCUCAAAAUAACGCCACAGACUACGCUACCAGGAAGAGGCAGCAUGAGAUGAAGAAGGCUCGUGAUGAAGAUGAAUGGCAGAAGAAAAAUAUGGAAGACGAGAUUGCCCAGCUAGAGGCUGAUAUCAGAGCAGUGGAGGAGGCGAUCCGUGCCAAGAUUGCACCAAUGAAACUUGCCCAGACCAGGCUUGAGAACCGCACAUACCGACCAAAUGUUGAACUGUGCCGUGAUGCUCCACAGUACGGUCUGACCGAUGAAGUCAAGCAAUUAGAGGCAACCAAGGCUGCCCUGGUAGAGAAACAUAAGCAGGCUAGACAUGCCCUGGACUGCCUUGAGAAACAACUUCACAACAUCAACGAUGACUUGGCCUUGAAAAAUAACUCACUCAUGCUUGACAAUCGCUGCAUGGAUGUACGAGGAAAACUCAAACCCAGUCCGCUAUCAACCACUGAUAAAAAUCUUGCACUCACGGGAAUGUCAAGGGAAAGUUCAAAAGUUCUGGCAUAAACUUUCAAUUUAGGACUUGAGAAGUGAGAUUAGUGUCUAGCAAGGACGCUGUGAAAGGGUCACAUGACAUAUCGUCUAAAGUAAACCUGGGUUACACAAAAUAUCAAUAUUUUUCAUUCGUUAUUUUCGAAACUAUUUCUCAAAAUAGGAUCACAGUGUUUUAGGAUCAUCAUGGAAAUAAAUUGCGACUCUUUAGGUGUGACAACAGGUAUCGCUGUUUUCAUGUUGGACACAUGUAUUGUAUUGUAAAUAAUGUUUUGUAUAAAGUAUUGUCUUUUUCACAAGUGAGUGGAUAUUUGGUGUGACCUUCUGUUGCCACCAAUUCAUACCUAUCAAGAUCACGAUAUUUGAGGUGAUGGACAACACUUAGAGUAUCUAAAGUUCAGCCCCCUGGGUGGCCUAUUGAAGAGUGAGUUUUUGAUGACUCUUUAUACUCAUUUUUGAAUUCAUCCCCACAAUAGAGCCUUGUCGGAUUGGCUCAAUUCUGAUGAGGACCCCGGGGAUGCAGAAUUAGGGACUUUUGAUUGGACAAUCCAACAGAACCAACCCCACUUUUUUGCUUCCAGAAAUCCCUGAAUGGUUAACCUUUUGCUGUCAGUAUGUCGUGACUUUCGAUACGUAUGUGAUUGUCAAUCUUAUUCCGUCCAAUUCUCUACAAGGAGUCACCAAUCUGAUUUAAGUCAGAUAAACCCACUACUUGUUAUUCCUUGUAAAUACAAUGAAGUACUUGAAUCUGUGAUAUUUUCAGUGGUAGAAAUGUUUUUUAGUGAAUUUGUGUGAAAUACAAUCUAAAAUGUCUAAUUCUUCUCUAUACAUGAUGCUGUUUUUGCUUGUAAAAACUGGCCGCCACAUACAUGUAUUAAGUGCACAAAAUAAAUAUCAUAAUACAAUGG